Molecule: messenger RNA, 1080 nt
Organism: Sinocyclocheilus rhinocerous
Lineage: Eukaryota; Metazoa; Chordata; Actinopteri; Cypriniformes; Cyprinidae
Exons: 5
Source: RefSeq, a predicted model, not a curated record
UUAAGAGAGAAUCCAGAGCUGGUGACUUCACUGUUUGAGGCUGUUGGCUUCUCCCUCAGCUUGGAAAGUCAUUUACCCAGCAAAACCUGCAGGUCUGUGGGGAGUUUCUUACGUUUCUCUUCUGACAGACUCGACCUCACUCUAAAACCUAAAGCUGUCUCUGUCAGAGGAACACGGCUUCUCUUCAGACACAUCACAAACAUAGAUACACUCAGGCUGAGUGGUUAUAUGGUGGUGAAAGUAGUGCAGGCUUUGAGGUCUAUGAAGGUUCGAGCUCCCAUCACUGUUAAUGAGAUCACAAUUGAUCUGAAUGAGAAACAGCAGUCAGAGAGGAAUCUGUCCAGAGUCCUGAGCAGCUUGGCCAUCCUUCUGAGACUCUGGACUGUCCAGUGUUUGAACUUGAUUGGACACAAGAUUCAGUCUGUUUCUGUGUGUGUCCUACUGUGUCACCAGGGACCAGUGACUCUCAGACUGUCCAAAGUGACUCUCCAGAAGCUGGUUGAAUGUGUCUAUGAAGAAGCUCAGGAAGAAGAACUGACUCGAAGCUUCCUGCAGAAAGUGGGCAAUGAUCUGACUUUCUGUUCCUUGAGCUGGGAAGAGUUUCAUUAUUUCCUGCAGCACAGAAUUCAACAAAUCACUCUGAACCUAAGAUACAGCAACAUUCAGGUCAACAUUAGAGAAAUUCUGCCAUUCCUGAACCGGAUUAAGUUUAAACAGAUGAGCUCUGUCUUCAUGCUGUGUACAAUCAGAGAGAUCUAUGAGUCUGGCUCUGCUGGGUUUGUGUCCAGUCUGUUGAGUUCAGUGAAGAACUACAUUAACCUGCAGAGCAGAGAUCUGGACUCUGUUCACUCUGCGGCCCUGCGCUUCACACUGCAGCACUGCACUGCAGCUUCGCUCAACCUGCUCUGGACCUCCAUACCAGAGGAAGAGCUGCAGAGCAUUCUGCCUCUCUUCACACAUCUCUUCCACCUCAGGUCUCACUGCUUUUCUCUCUAUUGCUAUUAUUCUGUUUCUCUGUCUCAGGUCUGUCUGUGUGUUUCAUUCAGUAGCUUUCUGGGUGACGUCUACUACAAGCCUUGA